Octodon degus (degu) is the source of this 1263-nucleotide messenger RNA. RefSeq names its product B and T lymphocyte associated (gene Btla). The coding region runs from base 131 to 1009 and encodes 292 amino acids. Gene Ontology annotation, cellular component: plasma membrane. Gene Ontology annotation, molecular function: signaling receptor activity. The transcript is spliced from 5 exons. Gene Ontology annotation, biological process: immune response-regulating cell surface receptor signaling pathway. NCBI's taxonomy places the organism in Eukaryota, Metazoa, Chordata, Mammalia, Rodentia, Octodontidae. The record is from RefSeq and is a predicted model, not a curated record.
UCACCAACUGUCCUCUUUUCAUUGAUUUCUCAGAUGCUGCCAGGGUAGAUAACCUAUCUCUGAAGAACUCAGGGAAGGAAGGGCAGCCUUUUGCCUGAGCACUUUUUCCCACAUUUGACAUGUACAGGGAAUGAAGACCUGGCCCACCAUGCUUGGAACAAGGAAAUUGUUUUGGGUCCUCUUCCUGACCCUACGUCUGGGCCUCCAGAGCAUCCAUGGGGAGCAGUCCUGUGCUGUACAACUUAACAUUAGGAGACAGUCAGAACACACUGUUUCAGCAAGAACAUCUUUUCAAAUGGAAUGCCCUGUGAGAUACUGUGGCCACAGACCUAACGUGACUUGGUGCAAGUUGAAUGGAACAAACUGUUACCCUUUUGAGGACAACCUUCGCCUAUACACGAGUUGGCAAGGAGGGCUCAAUAAGUCGAUUUUUAUGCUACAUUUUGAACCAGUGCUUCCAGGUGACAAUGGUUCAUACCGCUGUUCUGCAAAUGUCUCUUCUCAUCUCAUUAAUUCCCACUCAACAACCAUCCAUGUGACAGAUGUAACCAGUGCCUCAGGACCACCCUCCAAAGAAGAGAUGGCGGAUGGGCUAUGGGUCCUCUACAGUGUGCUUCCUUUGGGGGCAUUUCCUCUGCUUGUCAUUGCCUGUUUUUGUCUGUUCUGCUGCCUGAAAAGGCAACAAGGUAAAAGAAAGAAGCCUUCUGAUAUGGCAGAAAGGGAAAUUAACAUGGUAGAUAUUAUCCAGCCCCUUAGGAGUGAGCAAACAGAAGCGAACACCAAGAAAAAUUCCCGAACACUGUCAUUGGAAGCUGAAAUUUAUGACAAUGACCCCUGCUUUAGGACACAAGAAGGGUCUGAAGUUUAUUCUAAUCCACACUUGGAGGAACACAAGCAGGCCAUUGUUUAUGCUUCCCUGAACCAUUCUAUUAUCAGAAUGAACCCAAGACAGGCAAGAAAUGUGGAAGAAGCGCCGACGGAAUAUGCAUCUAUAUGUGUGAGAAGUUAAGUUUGGUCUUGAUACCAGGCGGAGCGAUCAAAGCAUCAUUGCCAUUAUCUGACCUGAACAGGACAUCCAGUAACGUUUCUCAACUUAGGGGAUUUUCACUUUAAAGUGGCUCUUAUUGGUGCUUGGAUCUUAAUUGUCUCGAAAGCAUAUGAUGAAACUUUCUCCUGAAAAGGUCUCUAGAGAACUUCUAUACUAUAGAACUGGACAACAAAUAUUUUCUCUAGGACAUUUAAUCUUAGUUGUAUUUUACUGAC